AGUUUUUGAUCUUCAAUCGCCGCUUCUGAUUCGUAUUUUCAAUGACGUCAACUGGAAAUUCACACAACACCAUCGAUCCUUCAGAUCCAUUAUACUUACAUCCGUCAGAUCAUCCGGGACUUAUGCUGAUCUCCAACAAAUUCGAAGGUGAUGGCUUCGGUUCAUGGCAGAAGUCGAUGACCAUAGCUCUUUCUGCGAAGAACAAGUUACAAUUCGUUAAAGGACAGGAAAUAGGAGAUAGAGUUCUAUAUGCGAACACUGUGGCAAAGCUUUGGGAAGAGCUGGAUGAGAGAUUCGGCCAGUCUAAUGGUGCCAGGCUGUAUCAAAUACAAAAGGAUAUUUGUUCCACAAGUCAAGGAAAUCUUGAUAUUGCAGGAUAUUAUACAAAGAUCAAGAGACUUUGGGAUGAAUUGGCCUUAGUUUCAAAUCUACCUGAUUGUUCAUGUGGUGCUGCUCAAGCUAUUAUAAAACAUGAACAAGACCAAAAGUUAGUCCAGUUUCUGAUGGGACUUAACUCUGAUUACAAUACUAUUAGAGGUAACAUACUCAUUAUGAGACCUCUGCCGUCAGUUUCCAUUGCGUAUGGAAUACUCAUUCAAGAGGAAAAACAAAGACAAAUUCAAGCUCCUGUCCCUUUUGUGCCUGAACACACCUCUUUGAAUGUCAAUACUCAAAAUGCUUAUAGAGGAAGAUAUGAUGAGAAGAAAAUUGUUAUAUGUGAAUAUUGCAAGAAGAAAGGUCAUAGUGCCAAUAAAUGCUACAGACUGGUGGGAUUUUCAAAGGACUUUAAGUUUGCAAAAGGAAAGAAGGUGGCUGCUAAUGUGUUUACUGGAGAGGACAUUGAGCUGAAUGAUUCAAGGCUGGAUGAGCAAUUCACACCAGAGAUGUGCAGCAGGUUCAUGAACACUUUUCAUGGAGACAAAACUCAGCAUUCUGUUAAUCCCAUGUCACAGGCUUUUUCAGCUCACAUGGCUGCUUUACAUCAGAUGUUUGUCUCUUACAAGGUCCUUUAAUCAAAAGGCCCGUAGAGCUUGGCAGGAGACAAGGUGGUCUUUACAUUACCCCUGUUUGUUCACAGAAGUUGGAGUCUUCCUCCACAUGUUCAGUCAAUUCUGUAAAUAUUUUGCAAAAUCAUAAAUCUGAUAGAGAGUC
Molecule: messenger RNA, 1152 nt
Organism: Cuscuta campestris
Lineage: Eukaryota; Viridiplantae; Streptophyta; Magnoliopsida; Solanales; Convolvulaceae
Source: the annotation of a GenBank genome assembly